This is a messenger RNA of Esox lucius (northern pike), 4413 nucleotides long. RefSeq names its product myb-related transcription factor, partner of profilin. The record is from RefSeq and is a predicted model, not a curated record. The coding region runs from base 2528 to 4036 and encodes 502 amino acids. Gene Ontology annotation, cellular component: nucleus. NCBI's taxonomy places the organism in Eukaryota, Metazoa, Chordata, Actinopteri, Esociformes, Esocidae. The transcript has 3 exons.
GCCGGAGGGGCGUGAAGCAGAGCCUCUCCCAUCCCUCUUGUUGGGGCUCGAUGAGGAGCCCCUGCAGCCCUAGGGGCAGGAGCACCUGGAGGAGGAUGAUGAGGUGCUCCUGUCUCCCAACUCGUGGGAGCUCUUUGAUGAGACCCUGCAGAACGAGGACCAGGGUAAGGAGGAGGAAGGAGGCACACUUCGGCCCUCAUCCAUGGAGUAUCGACGGCCACCAGAGGGCUUCUACUCUGGAGGAGCAAGCCUGUUGGUGGAGGGCGUGGCUGGCACUGAAGCCUUCCAGGAGGACUAAGAGGCCUUGGAGCGUUGCAGGGAAAUGUGGAGGGAACGGUGAAGGCCUCGGUUUCCAGACGCGUCAGCAGGUGAGCCGGUUCCCUGCCCUGAGCCCCCAGCGCCAUUCCCAUGUCCGGUACCCCCAGUGCCCGUCCCCCGCACCAGAGCCUCCAGUGCCACCCUUGGAGGGGUGUGACGACGAGCCGCCACUGCCUCUGGAGUAGCGGGCUGAUGAGCUCCUCCCGUUGCCACCUCCCAUCUCUGUUCCGGCGCCCCGUCCUGCUUUGGGGGGCGGAGGCUCCCCCCGCUCUCCCGUUCCAGCGCUACGUCCCGCUUUCCCGGCUGUUGAGACCUACCGCAUACUUCUAGUCUUUAGUUUUUCUAUAUAUAUUGUGAAUCACAUUUUUUUUUUUACAUAUUGUGUAAAUGUUAUUUUAAUUAAGCAAAGUUGUUGUUAGAGGUUUUCAUAUAAACAAUCAUAAGUGUGACAACAAACAGAUGAGGGAGGGUUUUCACUGUAAAAAGGACACACCAAGAUGCAAAUUCUAUAGGAACUCUUUCAUAAUGGACAAUAACUGGAAGAUAACUUGGUUAGCUUGUUAUUUAUAUAAUUUCCGUGAUUGAAAUAAGGCAAGGAAAGUCCAAUUAAAGUUGUUACAUAAAAUACAGGGGUUUGGGCAAAAUAAGAAAACAUCACAUGGAAAAGGACUAUAAAUUAAUAGUAACCAAAUCACAAACGAAGCUGCAAAGAUCACAAUAGGUUGACUGCUAAUUAAUUCAAAGUCUAGAUUUUGUAGUGAAUGUUUAGAUUUCUAUAGGAAAGGUUGUACCCAGAAGUGUGCAUUUUCCCAAAAAUGACCUACAUGUUUAUAAAGGAAUCUUCGUUUUUAACAUAUUCCCUUAAAUUACACAAAAACAAAAAAGCAUGCCCACUUUGAAGUAUUUACUAUCCACACUUUGAUAGACGAAUAUUUUCAUAUAUUAUCUAUGAUUAUUAGCACUGUCUGCAUGAUCUGUUCUUGAAAUUCGAAAUGGUCUAUGCAUAUUCACGAGGCUUGCAUAUAAUCUCACUCUCCGUCGGGGUAGUUAUCACGAAUAGCCAACACUGAAUAUUCUAAAAGUGAUUUAAAAAAAAAAGUAUCUAACAAUUCAACAUGCAUUUAAGCCUGCUGUUCUGCUUUGGAAUAAAAAAAAUCCUAUUGUUAGAGCGAAGACUAGGAUAUCCAUCGUUCCGCAUACCCCUCCCCGUUUUCGAUCCGUUGUCGUUCGGUACAGCACCUCAGCAUGGUAAAAUAGAAGUUUUUUUUUACUGUGAAAUAGUGACGUCGAUACUAAGCGACGAUCUUCGGUUUGUGUACAAUUGCAAGCUUGUUUCAAGGGUUACCUUUAGGACAACUGCAUUAAAUGUGUUUUAGUUGUGUCUUACAUAUCUCGUGUGGAACUCUUGAGGUCAGUAAAAAUUAUAUUUGGUCCCACAAAGUGUUUUAUCAUUUUCGAGAUCAAAGGUAGCUAGCUAACUUGAAGCGCAGUGCACUGCAUGAAUAGAGCUCUCGUAGUAUGUGGAAUGCGCAACCAUUGCGGAUGUGGUGCAGAAAAAUGCGCAUCGCUGCGACAAACUCAAUGCUACAUUUAUUCACUGUUGUAUAAUAGAUGUUAAGUAUCACGAUCGAGUUGAAGCCGAUGUUGUGAAUGAUUUGAUAUUUGUAUUGUAACUAUUUGGUGACAUGUAAUAUUAUAUUUCUCUUGUAGACUUCCUUCUAUUUUACUGAUGUUGCUGGCGGCCGCUUGAUGUAUGGUCGGUUGGUAAAAAUCCUCUCAAGUUUAGCUGCACUUUUGCUUAUGUUGAUGCAUACUAUCAUAGGUGUUUUUUGGCCAAUAUAAAGGAAUUAAAUGCUAGUUUUUAGAGAGUACAUGUCUUGACCAGAUUUUACAGUUGAUGAACGUCUGCUCCAGGCUUUAUGCCACCAGAUAUGCACCUGGUCUUUUAUACAAACAAAUGGAUAUAACAGUUUUGAUCCAAGUAUGCCUUUGGACAAGAUGCUCGCCUAGCUCUCCUAUUUGUUUAUGUUCCGCUUAAUUGUAGUCUAUGAACAUGUGCCUUAUUGCAGCCCCAACUGUCAGACUAGUUUGCUUUUAGGAAGAUAUUGUUCAAGUCUCCCACAAUGGUGCAGUACGACCAGCCAUCUAUCGAUGUGUGAAUGGAACAGCCGUCCAGUCAGUUGGUCGAUCUGUAAACCAGGCCUGACUCAUGACUGAGUACUACGAAGAGGGGGGGCUGCUGUAUGAGCAUUCGCCUCCCAUGCACAUCAAAGUGGAGUCUCCAGAGGGACACUUUGGGGGGGGCGUCUCAGAGGAUGGCUUUCCCAGAGAGGAUGAGGAUUCUGAGGGUAGCUGUGACCACAGCAGUGGGCUUCCAGGAGAUCUCCCCUUCAAUGUUGUGGUGGUGCAUCCUAACAUCAUGACCCCUGGCAUGUCCUCAGGUGACCUACUGUCUAUUGAACAGAACAGAAGUAUGUCCUCUUCAUUGGCAGCAGGGGGUGGGGGCAAAAGGAAGAGUCGUUUCAGUGGUGCAGAGUUGGAGGUGCUGGUGUCUGAGGUGACACAGUGUGAGGGAGAGCUCUUCGGUCCAGCUGGGAGGCUCAGGCGCAGGGAGAGGGAGAGGAUAUGGGCAGGAAUCCUGGAGCGUGUCAACGCCGUGUCCAGAGUGCCUCGCACACUCCGUGAGGUCAAGAAGCGCUGGGACGACUUGAAGAGACGCAAUGGGGGCAGGCUGGCAGAUGCCAGGCACCGUACUUGUUACCUGCCAUCCAGCAGGGGGGCUUCCAUGCUGGGAAGAUCAGCUCAAACAAACCCCAGGCUACACCAGGCCAGACAGAAGCAAAGCACUAGAGGGAAGGCCAGUUUCACAUGCUUCACUGAUACUGAACCAGUGGGUGGAGGUGAAGGGUCGGAGAGGGAUGGCUUUGAAAAGGAGGAGGAUAAUUGUGAGCGGGAAGGGGAUGUGGGGGAUGCAGAAUGCGAGGGGGCAGAGAGCAGCAUGGAGGAAAAGCUGGGUUUAGGAUUGGGACUGGGAAUAGGACCUCCCCCUACCUCGGAACGCUGGCUUCCUCCCUCUCCUCUCUACAGUGCCCCUUUCCUCAACGGGACCCCCCAGCCUAGUCCCCAGCCCUCACUUGGGGCCCAGCAGGGACCCCUGGAGGCCCCUCCUCGUGGUUCGUGGCUGGAGGAUGAGCUCCGUGGCGUUGGGGAGGCAGCUUUGCAGCUAGGGGAUCGAGUGGAACAGAGUCUUCGGGAGUUUGGCGAGGGAUUCAGACGGGAUAUGAGAACCCUUGUGGCCUCUCAAGAUGCACUGGCAACCAGCCUCCAGCAAAACAACAUCCUCUUGCAAAGGCUGCUGGGAGUCUUAGAGGCGCAGCAGCAACAAGAACCACCACCACCACAGCAACAACCACAUCAUCUCCAACAACCAGUACAGCAGCGACAACAGUCAAUACCACAGCAACCGUUACCACAGCAACCACCCCCUCAACAACCAAUACAGCAGCUGCAACAUCAGCAACUACCACAGCAACUGCAGCAGCCACAACACCCCGAGGGUCCAAGUAAUCAACCCAGUUUAGCAGCCGUCUCUGUACCACCGCCUCCAGAUAUUCUUGACGGUACCACCCGUCCUGAUCCACCCGCAGUCAUUAAUGGAACCGUCCAAAGGCCAAAGCCAGGGAGAACUGUUGAUCAUAGACGAAGACGGCGGCGUUAAAUAAAGAGCAGAACAAGCUUUGGUUUAUGUACAUUAUUUAUUUUCCCCUGUACAAUUCGUUUUGAAAUAAUUGUAUCCAUCCAGUUUUAACCAAAGCUAAAAAGUGAUGUUUCUUUAUCACAUUCGUAAUUAUGGGUUGCUUUAUUUAGCAGUGCUUGCUCUGACCAUUACCUAACAACCUACUUUAAUUAAACAAAACGCAGUAGGCUAAUUGAAACUUCAGUCCUCAUCCACAUCGAUUAGCAUAAUGCAUUGUUUGGAAAUUGUUGCAAUUGAACUGAGGUUUAUGUGUUGUACAAUCUUGUAGAUAGACAGUUAGCAUUACAUUGACAGCAAGCACAUUGAAGUCUGGUUAAGAGUCUGCAGCCAUGGAUAUA